Messenger RNA from Anthonomus grandis grandis, 717 nucleotides. RefSeq lists its product as uncharacterized. The transcript has a single exon. Lineage: Eukaryota; Metazoa; Arthropoda; Insecta; Coleoptera; Curculionidae. The record is from RefSeq and is a predicted model, not a curated record. Bases 1 to 717 code for a protein of 238 amino acids.
AUGCUGAUUGGGGCUGGAUUUUUUUGGAAACUCGUGCGAGAUGGGCAAAUAUCGUUGGGCAAUGGUAUGGCAUGCCUCCAAAAUACAUGUUUGGGUUGGAUUAUUUCUGGAGACUUCCAAAAUAAUAUAUCUGGUGGGAAAAAUUCUAAAACUAUUUGUAAUUUUGCAAUGGAUUUGGAUGUGCAACAUCAGUUGCAAAAGUUUUGGCAAUGGGAGGAACCAGGAUUGACAAAAAAUGAGAAUUUGUCUUCUGAGGAGGUAAUGUGUGAACAUUUGUUUGUUUCUACAACUUCUCGUGGUGAGCAUGGUCGAUUUGUGGUGACUAUUCCUUUGAAAGAUUCUAUAGAUAAACUUGGAUAUUCAAAACAGAUGGCUUUGCAAAGAUUAUUUUCCUUAGAAAGAAGGUUUCAAAAAAGUGAGUCGUUGCGUAAGCAAUAUGGCGAAUAUAUGGCCGAAUAUGAAAGAGUGGGCCACAUGACUAAGACUAGUGAUUUUCAGGAGGAUGAGGUGUCUUUCUUCCUUCCACAUCAUGGAGUGAUUAAAGAGGACAGUUCUACCACAAAAUUAAAAGUUGUGUAUGAUGGGUCGGCACAGUCAAGCAGUGGCGUCUCCAUUAAUGACUUACAAUACGUUAGACCUAAAAUUCAGGAUAAUUUGUUGUCGAUUCUGUUACGAUUUGGGCAAAACAAGGUGGCAAGGUGGCAAAACAACAUCUAG